This is a messenger RNA of Microplitis mediator, 3970 nucleotides long. RefSeq lists its product as uncharacterized. NCBI's taxonomy places the organism in Eukaryota, Metazoa, Arthropoda, Insecta, Hymenoptera, Braconidae. Bases 89 to 1630 code for a protein of 513 amino acids. Gene Ontology annotation, cellular component: endoplasmic reticulum; membrane. Gene Ontology annotation, molecular function: chloride channel activity. The record is from RefSeq and is a predicted model, not a curated record. The transcript is spliced from 9 exons.
UCAUAACCAAAAAAUAUAUGACGUAUAAAAAAAAAGUAUAAACACCUGAUUAUAUUUUUAUCUGCCAAAAAUUUAAAAAAAUGUAAAAAUGUUUGAACUUAAUAAUAAUUUAAAAAUAUUCAUUGUUUUAUUGAUAUGUAAGACAGUAAAUUGUUUCAUUGAUCCAACAUUAGAAACUAAAAAAAACCGGGAUCAUUAUAUAGACCCGCAUUCUAUAUAUUAUAACAAAUAUACCCAGCAAUUGGAAGUAAGCAGUCAUUUAAAAAAACCAACUGAUGUAAUAACAACAGAGCAGUCAUUUGAUGCGUUUAAUGUCAACGUAAAUCGCAAUAAUGAUAUCCCAGAUGAAUUAUUCUCUCGUAGAUUCGUUAAUUUGUUACUAGAGGCAACAUCUUUUGAGAAAAAUGGCAAUUUGUUGACAUCAAGUUUAACAGUCGAAUUAACGACGACAGAUUUAAUAAAAUUAAAAAAUUUUGCCAUCGGAAAAUCUACGAUACGUGAAAUAGAUUCAAUUAUUGGUCAUAUUUUUAUAAAACCAGAGAAAAUUUAUGCGCAAAAUACUUAUUUAUCUAUUAAAGAAUUCAUAUAUUUUUUGAUAAUACACAAGGAAAUAACGUUAAUAACAAUAGUUGUCCUAUGGAUCUCAUGGAUAAUAUUAACAACAAAAUGGAAUAUGUUAAAAAUAACUCUUAUCAUCUUAUUGACGGUAUUCGCAGCGAGUUUUAUUAUCACGUGGUUACAAUUAUUACGUGAAGCUGAGAUAAAGCUGACAGUGAAGCAGGUACAGUUUACGCAGGUACCCAUUCAAUGUAAUCCGCAUAAAAUGUCAUGGUGGGAUAAACUAUGGACAGCAUGGAGUUCUGUAGAUGAAUGUCAAAAAUAUUACGAAGCGAUGAUGGAAAAUCCAUUCCUUCAAGUGACCCCAGCACAGGCGCUGUCUAAAAUGAUAGCGACAUGUGUAGUAACACCUGUUGGGUUAAUUGGCCAUGCUGUCGGAGAUUUUGUCAAUAAUGCGACGAAAAAUCUUUGGUUCCCAAUUCAAAUGGUCGUCGCGCCAUUAUUAAUAAUUGGAAUAAUAUUAAUUACUGGAAUGGUAUUGGUUGUGCUCGGAGGUGGAUCUUUGAACCUUUGGGGCUUUGGGCCUUUUUCUGUUUUUUCAUUAUGCGGACGUACGGAGUCACGUAAUAGUAAUUUACCGAGUACGGAAUCACAGAAUGUAAAUUUACCGAGUACGGAAAGACAAGCUAUUCAACCCAUAUAUAAUUUCAACUUACACGGAGGUCAGAUCCACGAAAUCGCCAUUAAAAAUACAAGCGAGGAGAACUUGACAUCAGUUAAUUUCAAAGCUGAUAAAUCUGUUUCGCUUGAAAGAAGUAUACAGGCGUUAAAAAAUGAUGGGCAUGAUGUUGAAAUUAAUUUAAUAAAACAGAGUACUUUAGAUAAUUCCAAUCUUAAAGUUGAAGAAAGUAAACAAGCAUUAGAAAUAAAUAAGGUGUGCGAGUCCAUUGAUUCUAGUCCUGUGAAAUGUAAAAAUGAAGAGAAUAAUUUGAAAUUAAAUUCUGAUGAAAAUAGAGACUGCAUUUGUAAAAAAAAAGUUGAUAAACCGAUAUCAGAAUCUGGUGAUAAUUAAAAUUAAUUAUAACAUUUGAAUUAAGUUGUAAAAAUUUUAGACUUAGAUAGAUAAGGACUGAUGAUUGUUAAUAAUUUUAUACUAAAAUUAAUACUACUGUAAUUAUUGCUAAUUAAUUUUUUGUUAAUUCAAUUAAAAAUUAGCGACCAUUUAUUUACUCCCGGAAAGCGUAUAUAUUAGGGUGAUUCAUUUUGAACGACUAUUUUUUUUUUUCACUCCUACUUGGAAAUAUUGUUAUAGACAUUGGAAAAGAAAUUCCUUGCAAAUUUCAGCCCUUAAUUUUAAUUUUAAGUACUUCAUAUUUGAUUUUGAAGUUUUCCCAUUUAAAAUACAUAGGAAAGUUGGGAUUUUUUUUUUUUAAUUCUCUAUAACUCAGCCGCAUUUCAAGUUAUCGGAUCGCCGUUUGUGGCAUUUUGUAGGUAAUUCAAUACUCUUCAAAAGUCUCCGUAAUGAUUUUACUCGGACUCUGAUUGUUUAUUUGUAUUGGUUCUGAAAAUAAUUUUUUUGAUAGUAGUUUGGGUUUUUAGAUGAUAUUAACUAAAUAACGAAAUUUACAGAAAAAGUGCAGAUAACGAUUUUUUAGGAAAUUUUAUUCGCUACAAAAAAGGUCCUUUGAGUUAAGUGGCUCAAGUUCUUCGUUUACGUGAUACAGGGAUUUUAGUAAUUUUGUAAAUAAAAUAUUUGUCAAAAAAUUCCACCAAAUGCUAUUUAAUUUCAAUUUUAAAUCAGUAAAUAAUUUUCCUUUCAUUAAUUUAAUCCAGUCAUUAAAAUCAGAGGGGGUCAAAUUGACGAACUUCGGAAAAAUUUUUGACAAAUAUUUUAUUUACAAAAUUACUAAAAUCCCUGUAUCACGUGAACGAAGGACUUGAGCCACUUAACUAAGAGGACCUUUUAUGUAGCGAAUAAAUUUUCCUAAAAAAUCGUUAUCUGCACUUUUUCUGUAAAUUUCGUUAUUUAGUUAAUACCAACUAAAAACCCAAAUUAUUAUUAAAAAAAUUAUUUUCAGAACCAAUACAGAAAAAUUAAUUAGAGUCCGAGUAAAAUUAUUAUGGAGACUUUUGAAGAGUAUUGAAUUACCUACAAAAUGCCGCAAACGGUGACCCGAUAACUUGAAAUGCGGCUGAGUUAUAGAGAAUUAAAAAAAAAUCCCAACUUUCCUAUGUAUUUUAAAUAGGAAAACUUCAAAAUCAAAUAUAAAGUACUUAAAAUUAAAAUUAAGGGCUGAAAUUGGCAAGGAAUUUUGUUUUCAGUGUCUAUAACAAUAUUUUCAAGUGGGAGUGAAAAAAUAAAUAGUCGUUCAAAACAAAUCACCCUAGUAUAUAUUAUUAAUUAUUAACAAUAAUUGAAAUAAGAGAUCAUAGAAAUUACCAAAUUGUUUUUUGAAUAUAUAAAGUUUAGUAUAAUACUUUCAAUAAAAAAUAUCAACAUACACUACAAAAUAAUAUUACAGUGAUUAAUUUAAAUAAUUUUAAAAGUAAUUUAUUAGUAUUAUAAAUGAAUUAAUUAAUUUUAUCUGAAAUCGAUGAUUUGAUACUUAAAGCGUAUAAUAAAAAAGUUUCUGAACAAUUCUUGAUCUGAUGACGCGCUGUAAUUUUUUUUCUUACACUCGACUUAAAAUAUUUUUUCAAAAUAAUUUCAAAUGGAAUGACCUGGUCAGGGUGGCCACAAACCGGAAAUAUCGGGGAAUUUCGAAAAGUAUCCGGGAAUUAAAUUGUAACAGUUCAAAAUUUAAAAAAUUUUCAAUUAUACACUCGUUAUAAAAAUUAAGGGAUAUUAAAAAAAUUUCAAAUUUUAAAGUGAUUUUCAACAGAUUGUAACUCAAAGCAAAAUGGUCAUACGACAAAAACAAAAAAGGCAAAUUGUAGCUUCAAGUCUUUAUAUUUUUUUAUGAUGUGCGGUUCCGAAGAAAUCCUAAGAAAACUAUCGAAAAAGACAUUUACCAAAUCUUUGCUCGUCUUAAAAACGGUCUUCGAGAUUCAAUAAAUUUUUUUCGAUAAUUACGAUUGAUUUUUGAUUGCUCCGGAUCCGUAUGUUACGUCCUGGUUGAUGUUUUGGCGCUGGCGUAGUUGAGCGGUCGAUUUAAAUUGGACGUAAUGAGAACUUAUAUAUAAUUAUAAAUAAUAAUUAAGUAUGGAUUGAACAGCCACCACUCGGUGGUUGUAAUAAACUGGUUGUUUGAAUAUAUAUAUUUCUUAAUAUAUAUUAAUCCGAUUUAUUCAAUAAUAAAAGAACAGUUUUGAGUGAUUUGAAAAUAUACAGUUGAAUUGAUUUAUAAAAUUGUUAAUGUACUCUUAACAAUAAUUUCAAAAGGGCGAGAACGAAGUUGGGUUUUUAAUAUUG